Messenger RNA from Megalops cyprinoides (Indo-Pacific tarpon), 4907 nucleotides. It is a transcript of the gene xdh, whose product is annotated as xanthine dehydrogenase. Lineage: Eukaryota; Metazoa; Chordata; Actinopteri; Elopiformes; Megalopidae. The transcript is spliced from 36 exons. The record is from RefSeq and is a predicted model, not a curated record. Gene Ontology annotation, molecular function: molybdenum ion binding; 2 iron, 2 sulfur cluster binding; FAD binding. Bases 31 to 4053 code for a protein of 1340 amino acids.
CCAGUGACCGAGUACUGCACACUAUUGAACAUGUCUGUGGAUUCCAUGGGAGACGAACUCAUUUUCUUUGUCAAUGGGAAAAAGAUUGUGGAAAGAAAUGCAGAACCUGAGAUGACACUUUUGACAUACCUCAGGAGAAAAUUGGGUCUUACCGGAACCAAACUGGGCUGCGCAGAGGGUGGCUGUGGAGCCUGCACUGUGAUGGUGUCCAGGUUCCACCUGCACCAGAACCGGAUUGUUCACCACUCUGUAAAUGCCUGUCUGGCCCCAGUCUGCUCCCUGCACCACUGUGCCGUCACCACCGUGGAGGGGAUAGGGAGUGUGGCAACCAAACUGCACCCGGUUCAGGAGCGAAUCGCCAAGGCUCACGGCUCUCAGUGCGGCUUCUGCACGCCGGGAAUCGUGAUGUCCAUGUACGCCCUCCUGAGGAACAACCCGCUCCCCUCCAUGCUGGACAUAGAGGAGGCCUUUCAAGGCAAUCUGUGUCGUUGCACCGGGUACCGGCCAAUACUGGAGGGGUACAAGACCUUUGCGAAAGAGGGGGGCUGCUGUGGCAUGAAUGGGAAAGCAAAUGGCUGCUGUAUGACCAAUGAGGACAAAGAGGAGUACACAAAUGGGCAUUCAAUCUCACAGCUGUAUGACCCAUCAGAAUUCUCACCCCUGGACCCUACGCAAGAGAUCAUAUUUCCUCCAGAGCUACUGCGUUUGGAGAAGAAGUCUCAGCGACAGCUGCGUUUCAAAGGGGAGAGGGUCCUCUGGGCUCAGCCGAGCUCCCUCUCAGAACUGCUGGACCUCAAGGCACAAUACCCUGCAGCCAAGCUGGUGGUUGGCAAUACAGAAGUCGGCAUUGAAAUGAAGUUCAAGAACCUCCUGUAUCCGGUGAUUCUGGCUCCGGCGUUCAUCCCGGAGCUGAAUGUGGUCCAGCACACAGAAGGAGGGAUCCUGUUUGGAGCGGCCUGCACCCUGACUCUGCUGGGGGAGGUGCUUCGGAAGAGCGUGCAGGACCUCCCCUCCUACCAGACGGAGGUGUUCCGGGCGGUUCUGGAGCAGCUGCGCUGGUUUGCCGGGCAGCAGAUCCGAAACGUCGCGGCUAUAGGUGGCAACAUAAUGACUGCCAGCCCCAUCUCAGACCUUAACCCUGUGUUCAUGGCUGCUGGCUGUAAGCUCACUCUGCUGUCCAAAGGUGGCAAACGAGUGCUUCAGAUGGAUGAUAGGUUCUUUACUGGCUACCGAAGGACAGCCCUGAAGCCUGAGGAGAUCCUGGUCUCCAUUGAGAUCCCCUACACAAAAAAGGGCCAGUACUUCUCUGCCUUCAAGCAGGCCCCUCGUCGGGAGGACGACAUUGCCAUAGUAACCUGUGGGAUGAAUGUUGUGUUUGAGGAAGGCACCAACUCUGUGAAGGACCUCCGGCUCAGCUAUGGAGGAAUGGCCCCCACCACAGUGCUGGCCAAGAACACCAGCAAGCAGCUCAUCGGCAGGACCUGGAAUGAGGAGCUGAUGCAGGAAGCCUGUUCCCUUUUGGCUGAGGAGAUGACCCUUGACCCCUCAGCCCCUGGUGGAAUGGUUACCUACAGACGCACGCUGACGAUCAGCCUCUUCUUCAAGUUCUUCCUGACUGUCCAGCACAAGAUGGCGCGGGAUUUCAAUGCAGAGGGCAUUCUCAUGGAGGAUGUGAGACCUGACUAUACCAGCGCUAUAGAGCUCUUCCACAGGGAGACCCCCUCCAGCGUCCAGCUCUACCAGGCAGUGCCCCCAGGGCAGAACGACGUCGACGUGGUGGGCCAACCCAUAAUGCACCUGUCAGCGCUGAAGCAGGCCACUGGGGAGGCGGUCUACUGCGACGACAUCCCCCGCUUCGAGAACGAGCUCUACCUGGCGCUGGUCACCAGCACCAAAGCACACGCCUACAUCCAGUCCAUUGAUGUGGACGAGGCCCUGUCUCUACCUGGCGUGGUCACCUACCUGUCUGCUAAGGACAUUCCCGGCAGCAACCUGACGGGACCUGCAGUCUAUGAUGAGACCGUACUGGCUGAUGAUAUGGUCACAUGCGUGGGUCACAUCGUGGGCGCCGUGGUGGCCGACUCGCAGUCCCACGCCCAGAGGGCAGCCAAGGCUGUGAAGAUCUGCUACAAGGAGCUGAAGCCGGUCGUCACCAUUCAGGAGGCAAUUGCAUGUAAAUCAUUUUACCUGCCUGUGAGAAGCAUAGAGAGAGGAAACUUGGCACAGGGAUUCCAGGAAGCAGAUCACAUACUGGAAGGGGAGAUGCACAUUGGGGGGCAGGAACACUUCUACUUGGAGACAAACUGCACCCUCGCUGUUCCCAGGGGGGAGGACGGGGAGAUGGAGCUGUUUGUGUCCACCCAAUCCAUCGCAAAAACACAGCACCUGGUUGCCAAGGCUGUGGGAGUCCCAGCCAAUAGGAUUGUGUGCAGGGUGAAGCGAAUGGGCGGGGGCUUCGGGGGCAAGGAGAGCAGGAGCACAAUUCUCUCUACAGUGGUCGCCCUGGCAGCAAACAAAGUGAAAAAGCCAGUCCGCUGCAUGCUGGACCGAGAUGAGGACAUGCUGCUCACAGGCGGCCGUCACCCGUUCUUCGGCCGCUACAAGGUGGGCUUCAUGACAACUGGAAGGGUAGUUGCUCUUGACGUGACCUAUUACAGCAACUCCGGAAACUCUAUGGAUCUCUCACUGUCAAUCAUGGAGAGGGCUCUGUUUCACAUGGAGAACUCCUACAGCAUCCCACACAUCAGGGGGACAGGCUACAUGUGCAAGACCAACCUGCCCUCCAACACCGCCUUCCGAGGGUUCGGCGGGCCCCAGGGCAUGAUGGUAGCGGAGAGCUGGAUGAGUGACGUGGCACUGCGCUGCGGCCUACCUGCCGAUCAGGUACGCAGGAUUAACAUGUACAAAGAGGGAGACCUGACGCCCUUCAACCAGCGGCUGGAGCAGUUCACCAUCGACCGCUGCUGGGACGAGUGCCUCUCCCUCUCCCACUACCACCAGCGCAGGACGCAGGUCGAGCAGUUCAACAGGCAGCACCGCUGGAAGAAACGAGGACUCGCCAUCAUCCCCACAAAAUUCGGCAUCAGCUUCACUGCAGUCUUCCUCAAUCAGGCGGGGGCGCUGAUCCAUGUGUACACAGACGGCUCAGUUCUGCUGACACACGGCGGUACUGAGAUGGGACAGGGGCUGCACACAAAGAUGGUCCAGGUGGCCAGUAGGACUCUGGGCAUCCCGACCUCUAAGAUCCACAUCACUGAGACCAGCACCAACACGGUACCCAACACGAGUCCCACUGCCGCCUCGGCGUCCUCAGACCUCAACGGCAUGGCCGUCUACAAUGCCUGCGAGACCCUCCUGCAGCGUCUGGAGCCCUACAAGACCAAGAACCCAAAGGGUACCUGGGAGGACUGGGUGAAAGCGGCAUACUUUGACCGGGUGAAUUUGUCUGCAAAUGGAUUUUACAAAACUCCUGACCUGGGAUAUGACUUCGAGACAAACCAAGGAAGACCAUUUAAUUACUUCAGCUACGGCUGUGCCUGCUCCGAGGUGGAGAUCGACUGUCUGACAGGAGAUCACAAGAACCUCCAUACCUCCAUUGUUAUGGAUGUUGGCAAGAGUCUGAAUCCAGCCAUUGACAUCGGACAGGUGGAGGGGGCGUUCAUGCAGGGCGUGGGCCUCUUCACCCUGGAGGAGCUGCGCUACUCCCCCCAGGGGGUCCUGUUCACCCGAGGCCCUGGCAUGUACAAGAUCCCGGCUUUCGGGGACAUCCCCACCGAACUGAAGGUGUCGCUGCUCAGAGACGCCCCCAACGACAAGGCCAUCUUCUCCUCCAAGGCUGUAGGGGAGCCGCCGCUGUUCCUGGCUGCCUCUGUGUUUUACGCCAUCAAGGAUGCCAUCACCGCCGCCAGGGCGGAGUCAGGCCUCAGCGGACCCUUCCGAUUGGACAGCCCCGCCACCCCAGAGCGAAUACGCAACGCCUGCGAGGACAGCUUCACCAAGCUGUGCCCUGCAGCAGAAGCUGGGACCUUCACGCCGUGGGCAGUGCAGGUGUGAAGGAGGGGGAGGAGCUGCACUCACCUCCCUCCCGGGAUCGCUGGACCCUGCAUUGUGACCAGCAGGGGGCAGUCACACUGCGACUGUCCCUCAGUCUGCACCUACAGCUGUGAAAACCGCACAACAGUCACGUUUCUGUGAAUUUCUCAUUGUUUUGAUGCGUUGGAAUAUUAUUUAGCUACAGUUGCUAGCAUGGAUCCCAGGCUGAAGGAUAAAGAAAAAUGGAGAGAAAAUGAUUGGAUGGUGGCAAGUGAUGUUACUAUUUUUGUCUUUUAUGAUUUGAUUCCAUAGACAGACCCUGCUUAUCUACUUUGAGUUAAGCUUACUGUGUAGUUUGACAAUAAUACAACAGUUGUGCUCAUCUGAGGAUAUCAUGGGUAGAGCCAUCAUGUAAUCAUGUUGGCCACAUCGGCAGCCUAAUGACCAUUCCCAUACAGAGUGCACACUGACCCUGCUCAGAACCACAGUGUGUGGUACAGCCUCUGAAUGCAGACAUUAAAGACAUUCACCACUUCUGUAGCAUUGGCUAAGACAGUACACUAAUGAGGGUAACCAUUGCUAAACCCAUUAGCAUUCAAGAAUAAUGACAUUGUUUUUUUUCUCCACAAGAAUAUUAAUAACGAGUAAAAAUUGCCUUUCUUGCCAUGGUGUCUUUCUCACUGAAAUGCACAAAAAACUGUGAAUAACUGUCCACUACUCAACAAGUUAAAAAAUAUAACAUAAUGUUUAUUUCUGUUCAGCUGGGAGUGGUCAUGUUGUGAUGCUGUCAGAAAGUGAGCCAGAGUCAAGCUACACCUGUUAGGCGGGUGUAAACACUGAAAAACCAGUGUAGCUGAAGCCAGGUGUAAUCAUGG